Neurospora tetraspora is the source of this 1994-nucleotide messenger RNA. RefSeq lists its product as uncharacterized. The record is from RefSeq and is a predicted model, not a curated record. NCBI's taxonomy places the organism in Eukaryota, Fungi, Ascomycota, Sordariomycetes, Sordariales, Sordariaceae. Gene Ontology annotation, molecular function: protein binding. The transcript is spliced from 2 exons. The coding region runs from base 139 to 1746 and encodes 535 amino acids.
ACAUACUACUAAACUACUUACUGUGGAUCCCCGCCUUUUUUAUAGGCCUCGCAACCACCAAAUCUUUUCCUCUUACUACCUCUCAUCUAAUAAUCGACUUCAUACGCAAAAUCAACCCUUCAGUCAUAAAUCGCAGCCAUGGAAACGCUUGAAGACAUAAAGCGUCGCACGAACGACAUCCUCUCGUCGAUAUCGACUACUUUGACUUCCAAACACCAUGCCGAUGAUCACGGAGCUCACAUGAGGGGCAGUUGGGAGAAGAUCAAAGUUCCCGCCCUUCCCAGAUCUUCUCAUUCCGUCGACAUUGUCGCCGGGACGGCUUACGUCUUUGGCGGCGAGGCCGAGAAUGCCCGUCAGCCUACAGACAACGACAUGCACGCUAUUGUCCUUCCCUCGAGUAGUGCUCCGGCGGAUUACUAUGCCAUCAAAGCGAAGUCAUCAAGGAACACAGAUACCUCGGAUGAGAAGAACAAUUCCCCCGAGACCAACGAGUCUAGCGAGACUCCUGCUCCGCGUGUCGGUCACGUCACAGCCGUCAUCGGCCACCGCAUCUUCCUCUUCGGCGGACGUGGCGGCCCUGACAUGACUCCCCUCGACGAAGCCGGCCGUGUCUGGGUCUUCGACACACGUACUCACUUCUGGUCUUACCUUGACCCGGUCUCCCCCUCCGUCCCUGAACCGCGCAGCUACCAUUCGGCCGUGGCAACCGACAAGCCUCGCAACUUCAACGAGGCAUCGCCCACAAAGAAAAGCAACAGCCGGCCUACUAGUUCUUCGACCAGCCAUAACGUUGCUGGCGACAUUGGCGAAGGCCUCAUCAAGCGCACGAACACCAUCCGUGACUGGGCUACGGGCGACCGCGACGUGGAAGCCGUCGGCACUCCUCAGCGUCCCAUUGUCGGUAAGAUCGCCGAACACGCCGUCGACGCGGACGUAGACGGUUACGGCACCUUUAUCAUCCACGGCGGUUGUCUCGCCGGCGGCAAGAGGACCUCGGACGUCUGGGCCUUCGACAUCCACUCCCGCAUCUGGCAGCAACUGCCCGACGCCCCCGGUCCGGCUCGCGGGGGUGCCGCGCUGGCGCUGAGCAGGAACAGACUGUACCGCUUUGGCGGGUUCAAUGGCGAGACCCAGGAGGGCGGGCGGCUGGAUUAUCUGGAGCUCGUGCUCGAGGAGUUCGACGACCAAUUCAGCAAGGGAGACGCCAGCAUUUCGGCUAAAGAUGGAUGGAAGAGUCUGUUGCAGGGUAAGGCGGACGUGGGGUACAAGGAGCCAGAUCCGGCGCCCGUUCCCACUGUCCUUGAUAGUCAAGACCCCGAAGAGGAGCAGUGGCCGGGAGCGAGAAGCGUUGCUGGUUUCGAGGCGAUCACGGUCGGCGGUGGCCGAGAGUAUCUUGUUCUCAUCCUUGGCGAGAAGGAGGGUAGUGGCAAGGGACAUGACGCUGCAGGAAAGUUCUGGGACGAUGUCUGGGUCUACCAAGUUCCGGCACAGGGCAUGAGUCUGGCCAGUGUUGGGGAUAAGGUGAAGUCUGUCGUUGGAAGGAAGAGCCGGGAGGGUAAAUGGACGAAGGUCGACACUAUCCCACAUGACGCCGAAGACAUUGCCUCGGUUGGCGGCCCCGGCCCACGAGGCUGGAUUGCUAGUGCAGCCAUGGGCGAGCUUGAGGAGAACGGUAUCCUGAUCUGGGGUGGUUUGGAUUCCGAGAACAACAGGCUGGGAGAUGGCUGGAUUUUGCGGUUGCUCUGAUGCGGUUAUUGUUUUCCGCCAUGAGGAUAUACCACACGAAUUGAUAUGCCCCUCAGAAUAAUCCAGGAUAAAGAGUGUUUAGAGGCUUCAAGGUUACUAUAUGAGGCAGUUAGAAAGCUUGAUUUGAUGGCUUUCAAGUGAAGAAAGGAACUGGCUUACCAUUGAUGUUGUAUUCUGUGAGCAACACUUAAGGUGGACAUGAUCAAAUAGAACUGGAGGGAUUGGACGCUGUGUAGCCCAGGGCAUCA